CAUGUGGCGCCGUAGGUGGGAUGCCGGCGUCCUGAAGGCAGAGGCCCUGGCCCUCCUUCCCUGCGGCCUGGGCAUGGCGUUCUCCCAGUCCCACGUGAUGGCCGCCCGGCGGCACCAGCACAGCCGGCUCAUCAUCGAGGUGGACGAAUACAGCUCCAACCCCACCCAGGCCUUCACCUUCUACAACAUCAACCAGGGCCGCUUCCAGCCGCCGCACGUGCAGAUGGUGGACCCGGUGCCUCAUGACGCCCCCAAGCCACCCGGCUACACCCGCUUCGUCUGUGUCUCCGACACCCACUCGAGGACGGAUCCGAUCCAGAUGCCCUACGGUGACGUGCUCAUCCAUGCUGGCGACUUCACGGAGCUGGGGCUGCCGAGCGAGGUGAAGAAGUUCAACGAGUGGCUCGGCAGCCUGCCCUACGAGUACAAGAUUGUGAUCGCCGGCAACCACGAGCUGACCUUUGACCAGGAGUUCAUGGCCGACCUCAUCAAGCAGGACUUUUACUACUUCCCGUCCGUGUCGAAGCUGAAGCCCGAGAACUACGAGAACGUGCAGUCACUGCUGACUAACUGCAUCUACCUGCAGGACUCCGAGGUGACCGUGCGCGGCUUCCGGAUCUAUGGCUCCCCAUGGCAGCCCUGGUUUUAUGGCUGGGGCUUUAACCUCCCACGAGGCCAAGCCCUUCUGGAGAAAUGGAACCUCAUUCCUGAAGGUGUAGACAUUCUAAUAACCCACGGACCACCGCUGGGCUUCCUGGACUGGGUCCCCAAGAAGAUGCAGCGAGUGGGCUGCGUGGAGCUGCUCAACACGGUGCAGAGGCGCGUCCAGCCGCGGCUACACGUCUUUGGCCACAUCCACGAAGGGUAUGGUGUCAUGGCGGACGGGACGACUACCUAUGUGAAUGCAUCCGUGUGCACUGUGAACUACCAGCCUGUGAACCCGCCCAUAGUCAUCGACCUCCCCACACCCCGGAACUCCUGACUGCUCCCCGCUGCCCAGCCCUGCCUGCCUGUGUCAGCUACAUACACCUGGCCGAGAGCACGGACCCCCACCACCCUUCCUUCCAUGCAG
Molecule: messenger RNA, 1072 nt
Organism: Trichechus manatus latirostris (Florida manatee)
Lineage: Eukaryota; Metazoa; Chordata; Mammalia; Sirenia; Trichechidae
Gene: MPPED1
Product: metallophosphoesterase domain containing 1
Exons: 6
Coding region: 2-982 (326 amino acids)
Molecular function (GO): hydrolase activity
Source: RefSeq, a predicted model, not a curated record